AUGUCUAAAUAUGUAUUUGGUUUUUACUUUCAGAAUGACGUUGCCGAUACGUGUCAUUUGCGCAUUGUUGUGAUAAAUGGAAAAUCGUUGGCGAAAAAAGAUAUUUUUGGUGCUAGUGAUCCCUACGUAAGAAUUGAUUUGAACACAAUAAAUGGUGAUAUUAAUAUUGAUUCGGUCUUAACAAAGACCAAAAAAAAAACCCUAAAUCCCACUUGGAAUGAAGAAUUCGUAUUCAGAGUAAAGCCAUCAGAACAUAAAUUAGUGUUUCAAGUUUUCGAUGAGAACCGUUUGACGCGAGAUGAUUUCCUAGGUAUGGUCGAAUUAACUCUGGUCAAUUUACCAACAGAACAAGAAGGACGCACUAUUGGACCACAAAGUUAUGCGCUUAGGCCGAGAAGGUCAGUAGGCGCUAAGUCACGUAUAAAAGGCACUUUAGAAAUUUAUCAUGCAUUCAUACAUGAGACAAGAGAAAAUGCCGAAACAAAUGCUGAAAAUGAAUGGGAGCAUGUGGAGGAUGUCUCACUUAAUGGCGCAACACAAACAGUUAAUCCAUUUACAGCAAAUGGUGGUCAAGAUCCUUUACCAGUUGGUUGGGAGGAACGUCAAGACGCUAAUGGUCGCACAUAUUACGUGAACCAUACAGCACGCACCACACAAUGGGAAAGACCAACCACAUUAACAAUCAAUAACGCGAAUGUGAAUGUAGAACAAGCAGCAUCAGAUUUCCAAAGACGUUUUCAUAUAAGUGUGGAUGACUCCGAAACAGGCAGAGCGACGGAUACCAUCAGUCAGUGUAGUCUAGAGGAAAACACAAUCUCAAGAACCCAAUCAUUAACAUCAUUAAAUUCAAACAGUUCGAACAAUUUUAAUAAUAACAGUAACAGUAGUCACAGUGAUAAUGACAGCAACAACAAUAACAACAACAACAACUCAAACAUGGAUUAUGAAAGUUUUGUUUACAAUUCACUAAGACAUCCGACUAAUAGGUCUCAAAUCUCUGCAACUAGCUUACAGACUGAUCUACGCCCAGUGCGGCAGGCACCUGGAGUACCCACUGCUCUAUCGAGACGAGCAAUGACAAAUUUGCGUAACCGCAAUAACAUGGAACGCCAACAAUCACAGCAAUCACAUUUUGGUGAACAUAUUUCAACAGACAUUUUUGGCAGUCGGCAGACCUCAAGAGAAGCGAAUGAAGAUAGUGAUCAACCUGAUAGUGGUAAUCGUUCUGAAACAUCAGCAUCAUCAACAAGAAGAAAUUCCGUGGAAGAUAACGCAGCCGUAACAGAACAAAAUUUAAAUGUUGAUGAAGAACCUUUGCCUCCACGGUGGUCGAUGCAAGUUGCGCCGAAUGGACGUACCUUCUUCAUUGAUCAUGCAGCUCGUCGUACAACUUGGAUUGAUCCACGCAAUGGUCGAGCUAGUCCUAUGCCAAAUCAAACUAGACGUGUCGAAGACGACUUGGGACCGUUGCCAGAAGGUUGGGAA
This is a messenger RNA of Teleopsis dalmanni, 1485 nucleotides long. Its product is annotated as E3 ubiquitin-protein ligase Nedd-4-like. Gene Ontology annotation, cellular component: synaptic vesicle membrane. Lineage: Eukaryota; Metazoa; Arthropoda; Insecta; Diptera; Diopsidae. The transcript has 11 exons. Gene Ontology annotation, biological process: regulation of neurotransmitter secretion. The record is from RefSeq and is a predicted model, not a curated record. Gene Ontology annotation, molecular function: protein binding; calcium ion binding. The annotation marks the transcript as partial.